Molecule: messenger RNA, 3853 nt
Organism: Dipodomys ordii (Ord's kangaroo rat)
Lineage: Eukaryota; Metazoa; Chordata; Mammalia; Rodentia; Heteromyidae
Gene: Ghrhr
Product: growth hormone releasing hormone receptor
Exons: 14
Coding region: 1-1410 (469 amino acids)
Biological process (GO): cell surface receptor signaling pathway; positive regulation of cell population proliferation; adenylate cyclase-activating G protein-coupled receptor signaling pathway
Cellular component (GO): plasma membrane
Molecular function (GO): growth factor binding; peptide hormone binding; G protein-coupled peptide receptor activity
Source: RefSeq, a predicted model, not a curated record
AUGUCGCCAAUAGCAGAGGGCCCAGGCUGCUUCAGCAAGGAAGUCCUGGUCCAAAUCCCAACCCCAGCCCCCAGCAGGGACCCACCUCUGGUCUUUCCCCAUCUGCAGCUGGAACUGCUGCAGUUGCCCAGGUCCACCACCAGGGGCCCUCAGAGACCUCCCCUGGCCAGCUAUCAAGGGCUGCACCUGCUGGCUCUGGGCUAUGGACCUCCAGAAUGUGACUUCAUUGCCCAGCUGAGGGAGGAUGAGCAUGCUUGUGUGCAGAAGGCCGAGGAGACAUCCAACACCUCCCUGAUCUGCCCUGUGACAUGGGAUGGUCUGCUGUGCUGGCCUACAGCAAGCUCUGGCGAGUGGGUGACCCUCCCCUGCCCAGAUUUCUUCUCUCAGUUCAGCUUGGAGCCAGGAGCAGUGAAGCGGGAUUGUACGGUCCAAGGCUGGUCGGAGCCCUUCCCACCCUACCCUGUGGCCUGCCCGGUGCCCUUGGAGCUCCUGGUGGAGGAGAAGUCUUACUUCUCCACAGUGAAGGUCAUCUAUACUGCGGGCCACAGUGUCUCCAUCGUCGCCCUGUGUGUGGCCAUUGCCAUCCUGCUUGCUCUCAGGAGGCUCCACUGUCCCCGGAACUACAUCCACACCCAGCUGUUUGCCACCUUCAUCCUCAAGGCGUGUGCUGUGUUCCUGAAGGAUGCCGCCCUCUUCGGUGACAGUGACACCUCGGACCACUGUGGCUUCUCCACUGUCCUGUGUAAGGUUUCAGUGGCGGCCUCCCACUUCGCUACCAUGACCAACUUCAGCUGGCUGCUCGCAGAAGCCGUCUAUUUGAGUUUCCUCUUGGCCUCCACUUCCCCGGGCUCCAGAUCAGCCUUCUGGUGGCUAGUUCUGGCAGGCUGGGGGUUCCCCAUGCUCUGCACGGGCACCUGGGUGAUCUGCAAGAUGGCCUUUGAGGAUGCCGCGUGCUGGGACUUGGAUGACAGCUCCCCCUACUGGUGGAUCAUCAAAGGGCCCAUCGUGCUCUCCGUGGGGGUGAACUUCGGGCUGUUUCUCAAUAUUAUUCGCAUCCUGCUGAGAAAGCUGGAGCCAGCACAGGGGGCUCUCCACACCAAGUCUCAGUACUGGAGACUCUCCAGGUCCACACUUCUCCUCAUUCCACUGUUUGGGAUUCACUACAUCAUCUUCAACUUCCUGCCGGAUAGUGUUGGCCUGGGUGUCCGCCUCCCCCUCGAGCUGGGACUGGGCUCCUUCCAGGGCUUCAUUGUUGCUGUCCUGUACUGCUUCCUCAACCAAGAGGUGAGGAAUGAGAUCUUGCGGAAGUGGCAUGGUCACGACCCUGAACUUCUGCCAGCUCGGAGGACCUGUGCCAAGUGGGCGAUGCCUUCUGGCUCGGGGAUGAAAGUGUUGACAUCUGUGUGCUAGACUGAUGCAUCAUGCACCAGGACAGGCCACGCUAGACCUAUCAUGCACCAGGACAAGCCACCCUGGACCCAUCAUGCACCAGGACAAGCCACCCUGGACCCAUCAUGCACCGGGACAAGCCACCCUGGACCCAUCAUGCACCGGGACAAGCCACACUGGACCCAUCAUGCACCAGGACAAACCACACUGGACCCAUCAUGCACCAGGACAAGCCACACUGAACCCAUCAUGCACCAGGACAAGCCACCCUGGACCCAUCAUGCACCGGGACAAGCCACACUGGACCCAUCAUGCACCAGGACAAACCACUCUGGACCCAUCAUGCACCAGGACAGGCCACGCUAGACCUAUCAUGCACCAGGACAAACCACACUAGACCCAUCAUGCACCAGGACAAGCCACCCUGGACCCAUCAUGCACUGGGACAAGCCACCCUGGACCCAUCAUGCACCAGGACAAGCCACCCUGUACCCAUCAUGCACCGGGACAAGCCACCCUGGACCCAUCAUGCACUGGGACAAGCCACACUAGAAGUUGGGCUGUAAUUGGUCCAUCUACCCUCUGGAGGAUCCAGGGGAUUCCAGGAGCCCUUGGGCAAAGCCCCUGCAAACUGUUGCCCAGUUCUGAGCAGGAGCAGCCCUUCCUCCCUGCCCCUACACCAGCUCUUUUCUAGGUUCCCCUGACUUCCUUGGUUCUUGUUUCUGUUCCCAUUGGUUCUUUCAUUAGAGUCUGGGGCUACGCCAAGACCAGAGAGCCAAGGAACUUGCACGAGGAUGGUGUGUGCUUGAGUGAGUCCAGGCUUGUGCAGUGCAGCGGGGCGUGUCUGCGUGCUUAGCUUGGACUUCCAGUGCAGAGCGGCAUUUUUAGCUCUGUUCAUGCCACGUGAUUGUCACCUGUCUCUGCAAGGGUUCUCAUGUUUUAUUUAUUUAGACAACGUAUUCUCUUUGUCCCCAUCCUCAUUCCCAUUGCCCUCCUCCCACAGGCAGGCAAACCCAUGUAUUCACUUUGGAUUUCUAUGUACCUGGCAAAAUCUGCAGUGGGAUGUGUGUGUGUGUGUGUGUGUGUGUGUGUGUGUGUGUGUGUGUGUGUGUGCUUGCGCACGCGCUCUAAAUUCACAUAACGCCCAUCAGUCAUACGCCUCUCCCUGACUCAGCACUGUGAUUUUAAUGGAUCUGCCGUGUUGCUGUGGAGACAUCUGGGUGCUGUAUGAAGGUGCCAUUCCUCCCUUUCGCCCCCGCUCCUACUACCUGCUGUCCCCUGUGGAACCUUUCUGUGGGACUCACACCCAGGAGCACGGCUGGGGGCCUCUUCUUCAUGUGACUCAGUGGUGCCAGAUUGUACACCUACAUUGGUAGCUCCCCAGAUUCUAGAACCCCAGCCACCCCACCAACACUUGGCUUUUACUCUGCUUUAAUGUGUGAGAGUCAAAUGAGGUAAAGGCACAGCACAGUGCGUUUCCCUGAUGUUUAUCAGGUGUGGAUGGCUUUUUUCUUUCUGGUUAGCCUUUUGGGUUUGUACUGGAAAUUGAUGAGUUUCAUUUCCUGUGCUUCUGUGGGGUGGAAAUUCCUCAACUCUAGAUGUUUUUCUGUGUCUCCCUCUCCCCCCCUCCUCCUCGCCCCUGCCGUGCACCUUUCCAGAGGUGGGCACACAGGUCUUUCUUCUGCCACCCUCCCUGCCAGCAAGAGGCAGGAGGGGACUAGGUGCUAUCCUUAGGGACAGAUUUCAGCACAGAGAACAGGCAGAAAUCAAAGCUCUGCAGGUCAGGAUGAUGUCUCCCUGCUUCAUGGCCAAGGAGCAGCUCAGCUCUGCCCCCACCCCAGACUCCUGGUCAUCCCCCACUUUCCCAGCUGCCCUGAGAGAAGAGAUCUCCCUUUCUAGCCUCUGCCCACUGGGUGAUUACCUUCUGUCACCUGUCCUGUCACUGUGAACCCCCUGUGAUCCUUGGCCACACAAGGGAUGGGCUUGUCAUCCUGGGCCUGGCUCCAUUUCUUCUGAGCAGAAAAAGCUAUGAUGCGGUGCCCCAAGGGGUUGUAUGAAGGGGAAUUAAGGGGGGCACUGCUGCCCCCACACAUUGCUCUACUGCCCGGCACCUGCCUGGUCAGACAAAGGUGAAGUCAAAGUGUGGCCUAGCACACAGUUCUGCCUUUAAUCACAGAUCCUGAAAAUCAUUUACACUCAUUGCAGGCAUUCAGGCAACACAGCCUUCUAUUUAAAAAGCAAAAUAAAAAUAACUUUCAUUUUAUUACCCAAGGACUUUAGCCACUGACUAUUUUGUGUUUCCUGAAAGUUUCUUCUCAGCAUUUUUGAAAUAUCUUGAGAUCAUAAUAUUUGUGAGUUUGUAUGUUUAAAAAUAACAGGCUCAACACCCGGUUGUCAGUAAGGAUGUCGCUAGCAUCAAGAAAACACAAACAAUAGCCAUAAGGAGAUACUGUGUGUGAGUGUG